CCGUGAUCUAGAGCUUUUUGGUUCUAGCUCGUUGGAUUCCUGGUAGAACUGAGAUCUAUAUUUUGAAUUCUCUUAUAUAUUGUGUUUGUACUAUAUAGCAUUCUGUCUUUUACUUGCAUUGCUUGCGCUAUCAGCUUGUUCGUUUGUUUUAUUUUGGUUUGGGGGUCUGAAUUUGCAGGUUACUAGCAGUUGUGCGACGCGACAGCUUCCGUUGGUUGGUUCCCCUGGCUGAUCACUUGCACCGAAUCACCAUUUCAUAGCCUGAAACCGACCGGGUAUGCACAGUUGAGGCUGCCGGUUGAAAGCUUGUGAUUAUCAGUGUCGCUGGUCAAUUUUGGGGUUCUACCAACGCCUGCCGUUGUCACCUUUGUGUUGGUGUCACCAUGAUUGGCUCAUGCGCAGUCCAGUUGUCCCUUCGGGCGAGCCGGCAGGGAUCUCAAGUGCUGUUCAAGAACGCACGUCUUUCUGUUCGGUCAAAUGUGUUCAAGACUGAAGCACUUCAGAGGGAUGGAUUCCGGUGUAUAUCUACAUCGGUCCAGUCGACAUUAAACCGAGUACCAACCGGAGGAUUGAAACCUCGUUGUCUGCAGACCAGUCUGAUCCCACCAUCAUUCUUCACCCAGCAAAGAUGGUCCGGGUCAAAAUCGCCGGAAAACAAAACCCCCGAACAACCUGAGAAAAUCAAGAAAACCCCUAUUCUAUCUCGGAUUCCCCUGCCAACUUCUCACGAGAAUAUCUACACCGUGCCCAACAUUCUCACAUUCUCCCGGCUACUCGCCGCCCCCGUGGUCGGGUAUCUCCUAGUCCAUAACUACCACACAGCAGCGCUAUCCCUGUUCGCCUACGCCGGCAUCACUGACCUCGUAGAUGGCUACAUCGCCCGGCGGUACAACCUCCAAACCGUGGUUGGAACCAUCAUCGAUCCCAUGGCCGACAAGCUGUUGAUGACCAUCGGUGUCGCGUGUCUAGCCGUGAAUGGCUCUCUUCCUGUCUGGCUCGCUGUGAUCAUCCUCGGUCGCGAUGUCGGUCUGGCUAUCUCGGCUAUCUACUACCGUUGGAUUUCGCUGCCUGAGCCUAAGACUAUGGCCCGGUACUGGGACUUCUCGCUUCCGUCAGCGGAAGUCAAACCCACUGAGAUCUCGAAGGUCAAUACUGCUCUGCAGUUGGUGUUGGUGGGUAGUGCGAUUGCGCUGCCUGUGGUCCCUGAGGCGUUUGUCAGUGCCUGGCAUUUGAGUGAGGCUAUGACUGGAUUCCAGUACCUUGUUGCCGGCACCACUCUCUGGUCUGGACUCAGCUAUGUCUUUUCCAACAAUGCCGUGAAAAUCCUCUCAAAGGAAGAGAUCCAGAAGCGAAUCGCCGAAGCAGCUGCUAAGCGCAAGUAGCGAAUCAGAAAUAACUAGCCAGAGUUAGAAGUUUUAUUGUAUAUUAUUCCAAUGUUGGAUCUUCGC
Penicillium samsonianum is the source of this 1448-nucleotide messenger RNA. RefSeq names its product cardiolipin synthase. Gene Ontology annotation, biological process: cardiolipin biosynthetic process. The record is from RefSeq and is a predicted model, not a curated record. NCBI's taxonomy places the organism in Eukaryota, Fungi, Ascomycota, Eurotiomycetes, Eurotiales, Aspergillaceae. Bases 384 to 1382 code for a protein of 332 amino acids. Gene Ontology annotation, molecular function: cardiolipin synthase activity. Gene Ontology annotation, cellular component: membrane; mitochondrion. The transcript is spliced from 6 exons.